This is a messenger RNA of Nezara viridula (southern green stink bug), 960 nucleotides long. The record is from the annotation of a GenBank genome assembly. NCBI's taxonomy places the organism in Eukaryota, Metazoa, Arthropoda, Insecta, Hemiptera, Pentatomidae.
AUGAUGACUACAAUACUGCAAAAAAUUUCAGAGGGUUACAAUGAUAUCAUGCAAAAUAAAAGUGAUCCGAGGGUUAGUGACUGGCCUCUGAUGUCUGGUCCAUUACCAACUAUCCUUAUUUGUGCUUCGUAUGCAUUAAUUGUUACAAAAAUUGGACCAAAACUAAUGGAAAAUAGGAAACCGUUUGAUCUAAAGAAGACACUUAUCAUAUAUAAUGCUCUUCAAGUCAUUUUUUCUGCGUGGUUAUUCUCAGAGGCUAUUCAUGCUGGUUGGUUCACAACGUACAGUUUUAAAUGUCAGCCAGUAGAUUACUCCUAUUCACCACAUGCUCUAAGAACAGCGAGUGGGUGUUGGUGGUACUACAUAUCCAAGUUUACCGAAUUUUUAGACACUAUCUUCUUCGUUCUUCGAAAGAAAAAUGAUCAUGUGUCCAGGCUGCAUGUAAUUCACCAUGGUAUCAUGCCUCUUUCAACAUGGUUUGGUGUCAAGUUCACUCCAGGUGGCCACAGUACUUUCUUUGGAAUGUUGAAUACAUUUGUUCAUAUUGUAAUGUAUUCAUACUACAUGCUUGCUGCUUUUGGACCAAGCAUGCAGAAGUAUUUAUGGUGGAAAAAAUACCUCACUGUACUCCAAAUGGUCCAAUUUGUUCUUGUAAUGGUUCAUGCCUUUCAACUACUCCUGAUUGAAUGUGACUACCCCAAAGCUUUUGUCUGGUGGAUUGGUCUUCAUGCUAUUAUGUUUUACUUUCUUUUUAAGGACUUCUACAAUCAAUCAUACAACAAGAAAAAACAGAUGAAGGUUGAGACCAAGCAUAUGAAUGGUAAUGGUGUACAUAAUUAUACCAGAAAUGGUAGUGUUAAGAGGAAUGGCUACAUUACAACAGAAGUUCAACAGAGAAGAUUUGUUAAGCAGCUUGACUUUCUUGGUGAAUCAGAAGGAGUAAAACUUGAAGAGCGAUAA